Messenger RNA from Pangasianodon hypophthalmus (striped catfish), 7513 nucleotides. It is a transcript of the gene map3k3, whose product is annotated as mitogen-activated protein kinase kinase kinase 3. Gene Ontology annotation, biological process: protein phosphorylation. NCBI's taxonomy places the organism in Eukaryota, Metazoa, Chordata, Actinopteri, Siluriformes, Pangasiidae. The record is from RefSeq and is a predicted model, not a curated record. Gene Ontology annotation, molecular function: ATP binding; protein kinase activity; protein binding. The transcript is spliced from 17 exons. The coding region runs from base 1301 to 3163 and encodes 620 amino acids.
GGAUGGGAACACAGCCGCAGUGAGAAGUCGCGCGCCCCCGGUUGUACCCAGUGUUUAUUCUCUUCCACUGCUCCAUUAGCUGUCAUGUUACAAGACACGGAUAUGAGAUUUAUCAGCCGUAUGCGUUUCUGCUGGCGUGCACGAACCGUCAGGCUCUGAGGACGACCUUCUUUUUCCACCUACUGCGGGAUUCAAAAACUUUUCUCUCGUUAAAGGAAGCGAGCACACGGGUUCCGGUGGCCGCCGAACUGCCUUUCUUCUUCUUCGGAUUCAUUCUGGAGAUUCUUCGGUGUUUGCAAUCACGUUAGAAAAGUGCUUAGUGCUUUCGUAGCUUUUUCAACACGGUUCAUGAACACUCUGUUGAUGCUUAAUAGCUUAAAUAAAGCUUAAAUAAAAGGCGCGUUGCUCUCUGAAAGCAGGUUCGGCUCUCGAGCUCGGAACAGUCGCGCGACGUAGUAGCGCGCGACGCUUGUUUAAAAAAGUUUAAAUAAUAACGGAAUUUAACGGUCAAUUUCGAAACAUCAUCGCGAGCGCCUUUAAUCGCCAUUUUGUCAUGAAACUAGGUUGUGCGCUAGUCUUUUCUUUCACCUUUGGCUUUUUUUUUUUUCAAGUUAAGCUGAAGUGACUCAUGAAAGUUAUUUAUUUUGGAUGAAAAGUGAAACCAAGCCUCAGUUUGAAAGCACACUGACCCGACAGAGUGAGAGGAGGAGAAAAAAAUCUGCAAAGUUAGCAGAAAAAGGAGGCAUCAAAAUCACGGAAAUCGCUCUGAAAUGGAUUUCAUAAAGGCAACCCGCUUACUGUUGCACCUUUUGGACUAACAGCGGGCUACACCAGCCGCCGCCAUUCCGCCUUUCCACGCGGAAAUAGCAGUGAAUUUCUCCCCAGAGUUGCAGGGCCACUGGUUUACUCAGAGCUACGAUGAAAAGGCGCCGGAGGCUUCUCGUUGUUUUUCUGAAAUCGUCAGAGGAAUUCCAUCACUGUCGCAUCAUGAUAUGACAGCGAGGUUUGCGCUUAAAAUUUAUAAACUUCCUACCACCUCGGAUCUCUUAAACAAUGGCAGCAGCAGCAGUUUUUCCCGGUAAUGGAGAAGCUAGACUUUCCCUGUCAGCAUCACUGAAAUAACUGUAGCGUUUACUGCUUAAUAGACUGAUUACACAAAUACUUUGGGCUGCGCAUGCGCGAAGAGAGGUCACGUGAUCGGCACCCGCGAGUUUCAGGCUGUUAAUGGGUGGUGUCCAAAGACCAAGUGUGUGAAGACUCCAUAUCUGAAUACAGAAGAGGACACACACACAUCGCAAAAAUGAAUGAGAGACAGGCUCUCCAUUCCAUAAUGAAGGACCUGGUGGCGCUGCAGAUGACCAGGCGGCAGCCCAUGCCAGCUUACGACAUGGCCAAAGCCAAGCCUGCUAACACUGCUAGCACGACUAACAGACAGGACGACGUCAGAAUCAAGUUCGAGUUCUGCGGAGAGAGAAGGAUACUGAUGUUCAGUCGCCCCGUGCAGUUUGAGGAAGUCCAGCAAAAGGUCAAGACUGUCUUCGGGCAGCAGCUAGACCUGCACUAUAUGAACAAUGAGAUGUCAAUCCCGCUGCAUGGCCAGGAUGACUUGGACAAGGCUAUUGACCUGCUGGACCGCAGCUCUAACAUGAAGAGCAUAAAGAUCCUGCUGCUAACAGAAGAGCACAGCAAUGUCUCGUCCCCGACUCAUCACUCUGGGUGCAAGCAGGUUCGAAUCAAAGCCUCGCAGUCCAUGGGGGAUGUGAGCACGGCGUAUCAGUCCUCUGAGCCCAGGGGACGCCACCCGUCCACCAGUUCUCAGAACACUGGGCGGAGCUCCCCGCCUCCCGGCUACGUUCCGGAGCGGCAGCAGCGAAUCGCUCGCCAAGGAUCCUACACCAGCAUUAACAGCGAGGGAGAGUUUAUCCCGGAGACCAGCGACCAGUGUGUGCUGGAUCCUUGGAGCAGUGCGGAAAACUCCAUAUCCGGUAGCUGCCAGUCACUCGACAGCAACUCAGAAAGCCCCUCACUUCGGAAGUCCCGCAUGCACAGAGCCAGAAGUUAUCCUGAUAACAGGCAGGAUUGUGCAGACAGGGAGAAUCACGUGUAUGAUAAAAUUAUAGCUAAAGGAGGGACGUACCCACGGAGGUACCCAGUUUCUCCACAUCACAAAGACCUCAGUGAGGGUCGGCGCACGUUUCCACGGAUACGACGUCCCCAGGGUAACCUGUUCACGCUGGUGCCGUCACGUCGUUCCCUCAAUGGCAGCGAGGAGAGUCUCGGAAGCUGGCAGCUGGUGGAUGCGCACUCCCGGCUCCGCCCCAAAGACCGCCCACUGCCUCACAAGUCCCCCACAGCUCCUGUGACAUGGAGGAGAGGGAAACUGCUGGGCCAAGGUGCAUUCGGCCGUGUUUAUCUCUGCUACGAUGUGGACACUGGACGGGAACUGGCAGCUAAACAGGUCCAGUUUGACCCAGCAAGCCCGGAGACCAGCAAGGAAGUCAGCACUCUGGAGUGUGAGAUUCAGCUACUGAAAAAUCUGCAUCACGAGCGCAUCGUACAGUACUACGGCUGCCUCAGAGACCACAAUGAGAAGACUCUGACCAUCUUCAUGGAGUACAUGCCUGGGGGCUCGGUGAAAGACCAGCUGAAGGCCUACGGGGCGCUAACGGAGAACGUGACCCGGAAGUACACCAGGCAGAUCCUGGAGGGCAUGUCCUACCUGCACAGCAACAUGAUCGUCCACAGGGACAUUAAAGGUGCCAACAUCCUGCGGGAUUCUGCAGGGAAUGUAAAACUCGGAGACUUCGGGGCCAGCAAGCGCCUGCAGACCAUCUGCAUGUCCAGUACGGGUGUGCGCUCGGUCACUGGGACGCCGUAUUGGAUGAGUCCGGAGGUCAUCAGCGGAGACGGUUAUGGACGCAAAGCAGAUGUGUGGAGUCUUGGCUGCACUGUGGUGGAGAUGCUGACGGAGAAGCCCCCUUGGGCCGAAUAUGAGGCCAUGGCAGCCAUCUUUAAAAUAGCCACUCAGCCCACGAACCCCAUGUUGCCGUCGUACAUCUCAGAGCAGACCAAAGACUUCAUCCGGCGCAUCUUCGUAGAGGCCAAACACAGGCCGAGCGCAGAAGAGCUGCUCAGACACCCGUUCUCCCAGAUCUUCUGUUGAGCGAGCUGCAGAAUUAAAGUCCUCGACCUGGACGCCUGGACCCGGAAAACCCGAAAGCUGUAUUUAUGACAUAUAGAUCAAUCGGUGAUCACAAAGCAGACCAAAGCACAACACGCAGCUGGGCAUCAUGCAGUCAAGAGCGGUUAGAUUUAGCUCUUUAAUUUGUCCAUUAGUGGUAUUGUUGCAUUGCUCUGUGUGUACCAGCAGGGGGCAGCACAAGACAGCCGAGUGCUAUUGCAGGCACCAGCAGCGGGGUCAUCCAUCUGAACUCAGUACUAGGGCUGCGCAAUAGGAAUAAAAUAGCAUACAGUGAUUACAUUGCUAUAUACUGAGACCACAAUAUGACCUGCAGUACAUUAAAACAAACUGCAGAACCUGUAAUGUUUGGCUCUUAAAGAUUAAUUAGACCACAGUAAUUCAUCAUGAUAUCGAUAUCACGAGAUCUCGAAGAUCUGUCAGGCUUCUGCGAUGGCAGGUUUGUGAUAAUGAUUAAUAAAUGAUAUAUCGUGCAGCCCUACUCGCACCUGCGUCAUCCAGAGCCGAGCUGCGAGACCUUUACAGGUUGGUGCGGUUUACUUACUGAUCCGCUCGUCAUGUGGUUCGCAGGUUCCUGGCUUGUUUUGUUGCGUACCUGUUCUUGUCAGGAUUCAUAUGACGAUGAUCCAUAAAGCUGAUCUAGCUCUUUGGGUCAGUCAUGUUAGCAUUGUGUUAAUCAUCAGAGAGGUAGAGCUACAGGCUAUGUUUCAGUCAUUACAGGCUUUCCUUCCACUUAUAGUCCAACUGAACGUUCUCCGUUACAGGGUGUGUAGAUGCCUGAUGCUUUUCUCUUACUGUCCUGACAGUUCAUACACUUUUUGAGGCAGCACUCUAACUGUAACUGUAACAUUGCUGUAAGAAAAUUCAAUCAGCUUUAAAACCUCGCUCUUUGAGACUCAGCAGUCAGACUCUCAGAACAUCAUCAUGUGACCAUUUUGAGUCGUCAAGAAAUUUGCUACCAUCCAGUGUCUCGAAAACAAAAAAUGAAACUCUCGCGGCCUUUUUCUUUCUUAUUUUAAUUAGAAAAGAGGGUUCUCCAGAACCACGGUAGGGAGCCUUUGAAUUAGAUAACAUGAUAGCUAACUAGCAUUGAGUUAAUAAAGUGGUGAGUUAGUUAAACUAGGUUGCUUAACUAGUAGCUAAUAUAUUUUCUGGACUAUAAGAUGGACUAAUUUGCCUUUUACUUCAAUAUAUAUGUUAUAUAUUUUAUAAUACACUGUCUUAUAUAUUAGCCUAUUGUUGUCUGCUUGAUUUUUAUAACACACAUAUAUACGUAUAUACGUUUUAUAUAUACAUAUAGCUGAAAAAUGUACAGCUAUGUAUGUGAAACAUCUACAUGCCAGUGUCACAAGGACACACUACAGAUAACCUAUGAAUAAAAUUGCAUGAUAUAUUAAUGCAAUCUCUAAUAUUAAGAGGUGUAUAUACAGAUUUGUUUAGGCGGUGGUGCGUUUAUAGUCCAGAAAAUAUGGUAGCUGACGAGGGGUGUUACGAAACAUUUGCAAAACUUUUCUUAAAAUUGUUAAAAAGGUUACAAAAUAAGAAGCCUCAAAAUAGGCUUAUGCAAUACAACGAUUUAAUCGUCUCUACAUAUUAACUCCUUAUAUUACCAGACCUGCCAACCUUUACGCAUUUCCCUUAGAAGCGCCUCAAGUAAAAAUUGGAGUGUGCUAGUACGAGUUAUCAUCCAAAAAAUAGACCAAAAGAAUAAUAAAUAAAAUAAUAUCCAAUAUCCAAUUGAAAUAUUAAUCUGGAAUAUGUUUUCGUGAUCGCCUCUGCCACCAAGCAGUUCCCGACUGCACUGCUGAUAAUAUUAUUACACCCUUCCCCGUCUCUCCUUAAAACUGAAAUGGUGGACGUGCUCGUUUUCCCGUCUUGGCUGCCAGUUCUAGACGAUUACAAUAUAUAUCACUUUAACAUUUAAUUUUUUAAAUGGUAAAUUAAAAAAAAAGGGAAAAAUCAAUAACACACAAGCCUAAAUCAAAAUAUUCAUAUAUAGCUGUUGAUGGAGCUUCAUCGUUUUUUCUACAGUCACUUACUGGCUUGAGUAAAACAGACCUGUGGUCGCGGGGUUUCGGUUCCUUUUACAGUUGACAGCGUUGCCUCAAAUUGCAAGCAAGGUAUCAUGCCUUUUACUUAUUAAAAUGUAUUUUAAUAAGUUAGAGCCAGUGUUUGCUCUUCUAGAUGAGAAUAAGCCAAAGAACAUGCAAUACACAUUUGCCAGAUUUCACAUUGGUUCAUUUGGCAGUAGUGUUAAAAACACAUUUUAUUAAAACAGGUGAAGAUUGUGCCUUAAGCUCGGUGCGGAAUUGUUUUUUUUUUUAAUCCGAUGCACUUUUGUAAAAAUGAAUGUUUGUUGUAUUUACCACAUUUUCAUUUUUUUUUAAUUUUUGCCAAAGUUUCCAUAAUGUGAAAUCUGUUUCACUUUUAUUUAUAUCCCAGUGCUCAGCUGUCUUUUUUGCAUACACAAAUAUUCAUGUAUAAAUAUAUUUUUAUAUCAAUUUUUAUAUAUGGAAAUAGAUCGAUGUCUUUUGGAAUUCAAAACACGAGACGAGAUGGUGUUAGAAACCCAAACCAAAGAGAAACAAUGUUAGCAGCUGGUUUUGCAAAGACAUUUUGUGCAUUUCUGAGUGGAAAAGGCGCUCAGGUUGUUCAGCCCAAGCAUAAAAGCUAAGUGUAUGUGUGUGUAUGAGUGUGUGGCUCUGGGGAAGAGAGUGAUCAUGAGGUCAUGAUUCUGACUGUGUUUAGGUUGUUUUUACAGGAUGACUUGCAGAUGUGAGUUAUAAUUGGCACACAUACACACUCAAAAAGUGCCAUUAAUAGAUAACUUGAACAGAAGGUGAUUGCACCUGUUGGAUAAUUUAGGAUGUCGAGAGGCAGACAGAAGUGAGAGAGAAGCGAGUGAGAGAUUUGAUCGGUUUUAGAAAGUGAUGCACCUUUUGAUCACUUAAUGACAGCUGGAAGAAACUGAAAUUGCAACCUUAGUAUUAUCAGGUUCUAUCUGGGUAAAGAGACAUUUCGACACAUCUCUUUGACUUAAUCUCAUUAAAUAAUUAUUAAAUGCAAGUAAACUCAGUAGACAAAGGUAUUUUGAGCCUAUUAAAAAAUGACAUCACAUUUAAAAUAAAAGAUUAUUAUAGAAAUAAUUGGGCCCCGCAUUUUCUCACUAAUUUGCUCACUUUCCAAUUCCCACCCACCAGCCACUUCUCCCCUAUGCGCUUCCUCUAGGAAACGUGAAGCCAGCCAACCACAUCUUUUCAAACUUCUGCUUCAAAGAAGCACGCAGAGUAACAAACUUGGUGGAAAGCACUAUCCGCCCACUUCCUCAUACAUGAGUUUACAGAUGGCCACGACUGGCUAGUAUCACUGUGACUGACACUGUGUUAUCCCUCCCACCCAGUGGACACAGAUUUUGUUUUUUUCGACUCCCAGCCAUGGAUGGCUGUGGCAUCAGUGAGAUCCGUACUCACGGUCUCCAGAUGAAAUGUUGAACACGUUUCUGUUGCGCCACGUGGGAGAUGCGAUAUUGCAAGACAAACAUGUCUUACACGUUUGCUAGCUGAGUUUCAGUCCUGGUUACACUGGAAAUUUCAGUUUAUUAAGCACAUUGCAUGCUAGCUAAUCAGUAAUAUUUAAUUCUAAUGUUAUCAGAUGUUAACCACAAUAUUAGCUUUCUCCUGCACUGAAGACUUUCUAAUGUCCCAGGACGGUUAUAUAUUGUAAAAGCAGCAAGUAAAGUACUGUACUGUUCCUGUUAUGUACACUUAAGUUUUAUUACUCUCAUAGAGCAAAUGUAGAACGUCUCCAGCUAAAAAUGACUUUCUUCUUCAUCUCAAUUUUCAGAGUGAACCUUGUAAUACUGAGGUCACGAAAUUGUAAUGACGUGAAUGUGAAAGAUGUGGCUGAAUGUGGUGAGACGCAGGUGGAUGCCAGAGCGCCGGGUUCCACUCAGCUUGACGGCUUUGUUUAGCUCAGGGUUUGAGUGACAUGUGCCCAUCAUGAGGGCACACAAAUUGUCUGACCAGUCACUGUCAGCGUUUCGAUCUUCAGUCAGUGAUGAAUUGUUUCAGUGUGGCUGCUAUUCUGUUUUUGGCAGCUAGCUAUCAGUAUUUUACCAAUUUUUAAAGUCCAGUCUUUGAGGAAUUUCAGAGUGUUUUAUUUACUAGUGUUGUGAAUCGUGAGAACCCUGAGGUAAGCAAAAGACUAUGAAGCAAUAGGUGAAUUAUAUAUGAUGAUGUAUCAUGACAUAGGACUUGCAGUGCAAAGUCUAAUGUAUCAAAGUCAUUUACAAUAAAAUAACUGUAUGCUAUUAAA